Chrysemys picta bellii (western painted turtle) is the source of this 1946-nucleotide messenger RNA. Lineage: Eukaryota; Metazoa; Chordata; Testudines; Emydidae. The record is from RefSeq and is a predicted model, not a curated record.
AUCAGCAACGGGGGGAGGGGAGGCGCUGGUCGCUGCAGGAGCUGCAGCUGCUCGGCUCUGUGCCUCCCCUUCCCGCCGGCCGCCCGAGCCCGGGGCCCCCAUGUCCCACAGGCGGGGAGCGCGGGAGAAGGCGGAGGCCGCCCCCGCCGAGAGGCGCAGCCACAAGCGGCCCAGGAGCCAGCGCGAGCCCCUGGCAGGCAGCAGCGGGGGCUGCAGGGAGCUGGAGCGGCAUGAGCAGAAGAGGAAGAAGCGGGAGGUGCAGCAGAUCCAGCAAAUCCAGCACCUGGAGUCCUUUGACAUUUCGAAGAAAGCGUGGGACCUGUAGUUUGGCAGCAAAGCAUGACCAGCAGGAUCCCUUUGAAGUGAAUGAAAAAAUGUUCAAUCUAUGAGAAACCUCCUCCAGGGCUAAUUAAGGAAGAUGAAACUAAGCCAGAAGACUGCAUACCUGAUGUACCAGGCAAUGAACAUGCCCGAGAAUUCCUGGCUCAUGCCCCAACUAAAGGACUCUGGAUGCCAUUAGGAAAAGAAGUCAAAGUUAUGCAGUGUUGGAGAUGUAAACGUUAUGGACACAGAACAGGAGAUAAAGAAUGCCCAUUCUUUAUUAAAGGCAAUCAGAAAUUGGAACAAUUCAGAGUAGCACAUGAAGAUCCCAUGUAUGAUGUAAUAAGGGAAAAUAAACGCCAUGAAAAGGAAAUGAGGAUACAGCAAUUGAAGCAACUGCUGGAAGACUCUUCUUCAGAUGAAGAUGGAAGUAGUGGCAGCUCCAGUUCCUCAGAAUGUAAAGAGAAACACAAGAAGAAGAAAAAGAAGGAGAAAAAGAAAAAGGAAAAAAAGAAGAAAAAGAAAAGAAAGCACAAAUCUUCUAAAUCAAAUGAGAGGUCAGAAUCUGACUGACAGCAGUCACCUGCUAAGUGCUUCUUGACCCCAGAUUGUGAACUGUAAGGAAACAUCCAAAGAAUGAGAAAGAAACAACCAAAAAGGGCUUUGUAAUAGUCUAGGAGAACAUACAAACGGGUACGUCUAAUGUCCCAUUUGUGCCAUCCUUUUCCGCCUCUCUGCUGUGGUGCCCCAAGCAAGGGAUGAGCUCAAUUAUGGCGGUUUAACAAGGAAUGAUUUUACUUGAGCAUACCUAUGUACUGUGAAACAUGGGCUAAUGAUCAUCUAACUUGAUGGUUGAUAAAACCUCACUGUUAUGCUGCCACCUGUUAAAACAGCCACCACCUAAGGGACUGCUUACAGAUUUCAGCAGAGUACAGCGGAGCCCUCUAGUGAGGUAAUGUUUACUCCAUAAAACAAUUUAAUUACACAGAGAGCUUCACUGUAAUGGGAAUUGCAGUUUGUACUGUGCAAAGCAUUGAACCAUGUUAGGACUUCCCAUUUAUAGCAAACAACAAUGAAUGUUGCUACGUCCAAGCUAAGUGUAAUCAGGCUGUACUGUAUCUUCCCUGCAUGCUGAUGGUCACUCGGAUCAUCCCACGAUUGGCAGCUGGCACCGCUUUAAAAUGUCUGACAUAAGGAAAAACCUAUUAAUGUUAAUGAAGAGGUUUUACUUUAAGGCAAAAAUGUAUUGUUAGCAGGGUUUAUUUUUAUUUACUUGAAGAAAAGCUCAGUUCUGAAAUUUCAACUAUUUCUGAGCCCCACUCUACAACAUUGACCUGCACCUACUCAUUGAAGUAAUCCUAUGAACUGCAAAAUUGGGCUCCAUGUGUGAAAAUCUCUUGCUAAAUAAUAAUAAAACUCCCCCACUAAUUUUGCUGACAAAAGCUAGCAUGUUAGUUGCUUGGAAAAGAGUUUUCUUGUUUGAAAUGGAAUGGGUAACAAUGUUCUUCUGAGCAUUGUUCACUAUCGAUGUUGUAUUGAUACAUGUUUGUUUCUAAAAAGGUUUGGGGAAGUAACUUUAAACGUGUUUUAAUUUUACAUAUUUAGUAAAAUAUUUAAUUCUGUAA